CCCAACUCGGGCAGCGGAGCAAAAGAAAAGAAGAAUUCCAAGGAAUCAGGAAACACUGAGAAAUAGUAGAAGAGAAAAGAAACUAUCAGUAUAAAGAAAGAUGCAGACCUGAGGGUGAUUUCCCCGUCCUCUCGGCCCAGCGAAGUGUGAGACUAAACAGCGUGCCUUGAGGAAGACUGAAGGGAAGAGGGACGAUGGGGUUCGGACGGGACCUGCGGAACUCCCACGACGGGCUGUUGAAGCUGCAGGACUGGGAGCUGAAGCUGCUGGAGACGGUGAAGCGCUUCAUGACGCUACGGGUGAAGAGCGACAAGGAGUACGCUUCACUUCUCCUCAAUAUCAGCCAGCAGGUGGAAAAGCACGACAACUCCUCCCAGAUGGACUACAUCAGCAACGUCUCCAAGUCUUGGGCCCACAUGGUCCAGCAGACGGAACAGCUGAGUAAGAUCAUGAAGUGUCACGCGGAGGAGCUGAACUCGGGCCCUCUGCACAGACUCACCAUGAUGAUCAAAGACAAGCAGCAGGUCAAGAAGAGCUACCAGAGCAUCCACACACAGAUCGAGUUCGAGAUGAACAAGGUGACAAAAAGUGACCUAGAAAAGUUAAAGGGCACCUAUAGACAAUUGACAAAGGACGCCCACAGUGCCAAAGAAAAAUACAGAGAAGCAAUGGUGAAAGGCAAGGAGCCAGAGAAGGCGAGGGAGCGCUACGACAAGACCACUAUGAAGUUGCACAACCUCCACAACCAGUACGUGUUGGCGGUGCGGAGCGCCCAGCUCCACCAGGAGCACUACCACGACACCACGCUGCCCCUCCUCCUCGACUCCCUGCAGAAGAUGCAGGAGGAGAUGAUCAGUGCACUGAAGGGGAUUUUGGCGGAAUACAGUGAAAUUACCAGUCUCUUAACUGAUGAAAUAGUAAAGGUCCACAAAGAAAUACACACGUCCAUUGACCAAAUUGACCCCGUGUCAGAGUAUGAACACUUCAUUGAGGUCUACAGGUCUCCAGAAACCAAAGAACCGAAUGUAGAAUUUGACAUUUCACUGCUGGAGGAAACAGAGAAUCUUCAAGCAAACGAGAUCCUAUGGAACAAUUUGACUGCAGACAGUUUACAAGCGAUGCUAAAAUCCACAUCAGAUGAGCUGGUCCUCACUCAGCAGAGCCUACGCAGCAAGGAGGAUCUUAUGCAGGACCUGGAGAACAAGAUCGAGGAGUCCACCAGAACAUGUGAAAGGAAGUCUGAUGCGGUUCUGCUGCUCAGCCAGAAGCAGUCUCUGGAGGAUCUGAGGCAGACUGUCCAGUUGCUGCGCUGCACCGUGGCCAAGCUGGGUGCCCAGAAGGACCUGCUCGACCACAAGAUGCAGGAGAACGAGGGCAAGGAGCUGCCCCCCAUGGUCAACUAUGAGGACGAUGCGCGUUCAGUCAACUCCAUGGACAAAGGCAAAGACAAGAUAUCAAAGUUUGACACCUUGCGUCAUUCCAUCGCCGGUAUCAUCCGCUCUCCGAAAUCUGUCCUUGGCUCAUCAUCUCAGUUUUUUGACGUGAUCCCGACCAGUGAGAAGCCCCUGGGGGACCAGGAGUGGUACCACGGGGCCAUCCCCAGGACCGAGGCCCAGGAGCUGCUCAAACAGCAAGGCGACUUCCUGGUCCGGGAGAGCCAUGGCAAGCCUGGCGAGUACGUCCUGUCUGUCUUCUCCGACGGACAACGGAGACACUUCAUCAUCCAGUUUGCAGACAACCAGUAUCGUUUUGAAGGCACGGGCUUCCCAACCAUUCCUCAGUUAAUUGAACACCAUUACACCACAAAGCAAGUCAUUACCAAGAAGUCAGGGGUGGUGCUUUUAAACCCAGUCAUCAAGGAUAAAAAAUGGAUACUCAACCAUGAGGAUGUUCUUCUUGGAGAGCUUCUUGGCAAAGGCAACUUUGGCGAGGUAUUCAAAGGAACAUUGCGGGACAAGACUCCUGUGGCAGUCAAGACAUGUAAAGAGGAUCUUCCACAGGAGCUGAAGAUUAAGUUCUUAUCAGAAGCCAGGAUCCUGAAGCAGUAUGACCACGCCAACAUUGUGAAGCUGAUAGGCGUCUGCACACAACGGCAGCCUAUUUACAUUGUGAUGGAGCUCGUAUCAGGAGGGGACUUCUUGUCGUUCCUCCGGAAGAAGAAGGAAGACCUGAAGACCAAACAGCUGGUGAAGUUUUCUUUAGAUGCUGCUGCAGGAAUGGCUUACCUCGAGCUCAAAAACUGCAUCCACAGGGAUCUGGCUGCCAGGAACUGUCUGGUAGGAGAAAGCAACCUGCUGAAGAUCAGCGACUUUGGGAUGUCGAGACAAGAGGAUGAUGGGAUCUACUCGUCGUCCGGCCUCAAACAGAUCCCCAUCAAGUGGACGGCUCCAGAGGCAUUAAAUUAUGGGAGAUACAGCUCGGAGAGUGACGUGUGGAGCUAUGGGAUCCUCCUAUGGGAAACGUUUAGUCUCGGAGUGUGUCCUUACCCUGGGAUGACCAACCAGCAGGCCAGAGAGCAAGUGGAGAAAGGCUACAGAAUGUCCUGUCCACAAAAGUGCCCUGAUGAGGUUUACAAAGUCAUGCAGAAGUGCUGGGAGUACAAGCCUGAAAACCGGCCGAAGUUUGCCGACCUUCAGAAAGAACUGGCCUCGGUCAAGAAAAAAUAGCACCCAGGUAGGGGAAGGGGGACCAAGUCAUGCAUCACCUCCAGGGAAUCAUCCCCUUACAACCCGAAGUAAACACCACAGAACGUUACGUCCUUGAUGCUACUUGUCUUGAUUGUAUUUACGGUUUAUACUUUGUCACAAAAUCACUGUGCUAUUUGCCUAUGCAACUGUUUUGAGCCAUUAUCGAGGAGAGAGGCCUCUGCUUAGCUUGGAUCAGUCAAAAUACGACCGUAUUUCUUUUUAAACCUGGUGUUCUUUUAUUCCUGUUCCUUUCUUUCACCUCUUACUGAACCUCAGCAAACUUCAGGUAUUUGAGGAAAGAUCGUGUAAAAUACAUAACACGAUCAUGCUCCGUGGCGCGUACAGUGAGCUCCAACCGUACUGGGACAGUGACAAAUGGUACAAAUUAUAUUUGUGCAUCAUGAUUCACAAUUCAUUCAGGAUUAUCUGUAAUCGUGGUACCAUCCAUAUUAAUACAGAAGUGUUGAGAAGCAAAUUAUAUUCAUAUUUACAAUAAAAGUGACUCCAAAAUGGCGCAAUACAUAAUUUACCAUUAAUUUCUAUUGGGCCCAAAAUAAUCUGAAACCACAUUAAACAGCAAAUGCGUCCACAGACUUAAUGUAAUCAUUGGGUCCCAUAUUCAUAGCACAAACUUUUUACUGUCUAAAUUCUUUUGGUGCCCUAAAAUGGGGCGACUAUGUACAAAAAGUGCUGUAAUUUCUGAACGAUUCUCUCAAUUUGGAUUAAAAAAAAUACCUUCAAAUUAAAGCUGACAGUCUGCACUUUAACCUCAGUCAUUGUAUCAUUUCAAACCCAAAGUGCAGGAGUACAAAGCCAAAACAACAACAAAUGUGUCACUGUCCCAAUAUUUUUUUUUUUAGGGCCCUGAGUUUGGUCCUGUUAAGGUAGCAUGGUUUAUGAGGAAGUGAAAAAGUUCUGGGCCUCCGUGUAGCUGUGCAACCUCCAAAACAGACAGAAAAGGUAGAUGCACUCUGUAGCUCAUUUCAGUCUUUAGACAGAUUGCAUAUGAGUGUUCUGUUGUUCUCUUUACCAGCAGAUCAUACCUAGGGGGUUAUUAUUGUAUGUCUCAAGCUUGACUUUCCAGGAAGAUAAAUACUUCUAGCUGAAAGUCUUGUUUGUGACAUUUUGAGAUCAGCUACAAUGUCUUUCCAAAGAUCAAGUAUUCUCUUCACGCACACCAUUCAAUCUCAGAAACCUUUUCAGUUUAACAUAACAAGGAUAAGUGCAAUUUGUUACACCAUUUUCCUAUAUUCAGGCUAUAUAAUGCAGAAAUAUUGCAAUAAGACUGCUUUAAUUAUAAAGUGAAUGAACUUCUAAGUUGUGUAUUUGUAAUUAAUACAAUUUUACUUUGAAUUAUUUAAUUUAAAGACCCUCCAGAUUGCGGCCUCAUUUCUAAGUAUUGGUCUCAGUCAGUUGUUACAACAACCUCAAUAGUUUUGUAUGAUCUGAAAAUUAGAAUGUGUCGUAACUGUACUAUCUGACGUUUCGCAUUUUGUGUCAAAAACAGUCCGCUGUUACAUUAGCCAUGACAGUUAAGGAGCUCAUGCAUUCAUUUGUGUUAUUUUCUACUUCAAACAGACUAUUUUUGGUGAAACACACAAUUGUAAAUCGUUGAUAGACAUUGCAUUCAGUAAUGUACAGUGAACUAGUUUUCAUUAAGUAUACUUAGAGCCAGUUUUAUCUGACCAUGCAUCAUGACAGGAUAAAACACUGGGACCUAGGGAUCGAAUCAAUCUAUUGCAAUUCGCAGAAGAUCGGCGGUAUGGCGUGAUUGAAAUGUAAAGAUCAUUUUUAAUUGAGCCGACAUAUGCAGCAUUUACCGGGAAUGUUGCCUUUUAAAUUUAAAUCGUGCUUUAGCGUGAAUUUUCUGCAACACUGAUUGAAUUGAGCCCCUAGGCCUAGUCAAUAACUAGGGGCUCCAGUUUUUCCUGGCUCUUUAGUGAAUUAGCUAUUCCAGACACAUCUGUAUUCGGUCAUUCCUCUAAGGCUGCCAUGUUGACUCCAUGUAGCCAAGCUCCUUGCCAUUUUGUGCUGACAGUCCAGGUGUGUGUCUUUUUAAAAGCAUCUUCUGUGAAUUAAACACAUCACAUCCAUCUCACUUCUUGUCUUUUGAAUUUUACAAACAUUCCUCUUCCUGUAUUUUGUAAAUACUUGUAGAUGCUAUAACCUUUUUCUACAUUGUUUUUUGAAUACUAAUCUGAGAAAAAAAAUGCAAUCAUGCAAAUGUAGGUCACUAUUUAGGAUAGUUUCUUCCAAUGGUUUAUUUUGAUAAAGAAAAUGUUCUGUUUUGCAUCUGCAUGAUUCAUUUGUACAUUUUUAGUAUGUAUAAAAGAUAUUUGGAAAGAUCCUCCUGUUUCCUAUCCUCUGUAUACAAAUGUCAAACUGUCAUGACCUCGUCUGUUGUCUCUCCAAUGACAUCCUAUUUACCAUGUAGUGCACUACAUGGUAAAUGGGUUGCCGUUUGCAGACUGGAGUAAGUUAUUCAGUCGUUUCUCCAGUCAAAUUACCCCCAGAUUGGUUCUCUUGCGUUCCAGACAAACUAGUUAGAGCUUUAGUUUUAAACCCCCAAAAACCAUUGAUUUGUACUUUUUUUUAUUAACAUGGUCUUUAAUAACAAAAUGGGUGAUUACAUCAUAACUACUGGUUGAUGAGCGCAAUAUAUUUCGGUUUAAGCAAAUUUAAGGCGUAACCCUUUUAUUUAUUUGACACUAAAGUAAUAUCCUCUGCAUUUUGUAUCAAUAUAAUUUGCCAGUUUUUUUAUAGAAUUUGUUUUCUAUUUUUAUUAUGCAAAGUGACCAAGUCUAGAUUUUCCCAUGCGUAGUUGGAGAUUCACCUCUACACUACUGGCCAAUGCAUGAUAUGCAAACCAUUAUUACAUCGGUGUUGAAUGGAAUUGUAUUUUCUUUUGUUACUCAUAUUUUAGUGACUAAUUCUGCUUCACAAUUCAACGUGAAUGCCUCGUGCUGUAUCAUCGUUUAUUUACUCCAAGGCCAACUUUACAGCAUUUGUGCGUUAUUGACCGCUUUUCCUAAAGUAUAUUGCUAAUAUUUGAGUCUGUGUCAGACUAAUUUAAAGGGCUGGGAUAUUUAUUGCCACAAUAGAGACCUUAUAUAUUUUGAUUGCACUUUUGGCCAUGUUAAAGACACUAUCAGAAAAGGCACACUAGUACCUGUUGUGUUCAUUGUUUAGCUCAACAUGCUUACCUUUUAAUAAAGACCAUAUCUAAAGUAAAAAUAAAUUUAAAAAAAGUGGACAAUGCACUGGAUUUAAUCAAAUUAAUGUUACACGGUUACCCCACUUCAGAGUAAGAAUUGAACAAUGUCCUUAACUGUAUUUUCCCCUUGUUAAUGAUCAAAUCUCAUGUCCUGUUUUUUUAUACUGUGUACUUGCAAUAAAUCUCUUGGCUCUUUGAA
Molecule: messenger RNA, 6100 nt
Organism: Oncorhynchus masou masou (cherry salmon)
Lineage: Eukaryota; Metazoa; Chordata; Actinopteri; Salmoniformes; Salmonidae
Gene: fer
Product: fer (fps/fes related) tyrosine kinase
Exons: 19
Coding region: 195-2666 (823 amino acids)
Biological process (GO): peptidyl-tyrosine phosphorylation; Fc-epsilon receptor signaling pathway; cell adhesion
Molecular function (GO): ATP binding; non-membrane spanning protein tyrosine kinase activity
Source: RefSeq, a predicted model, not a curated record